Asparagus officinalis (garden asparagus) is the source of this 1175-nucleotide messenger RNA. RefSeq names its product probable protein ABIL5. The transcript has 8 exons. NCBI's taxonomy places the organism in Eukaryota, Viridiplantae, Streptophyta, Magnoliopsida, Asparagales, Asparagaceae. The coding region runs from base 137 to 919 and encodes 260 amino acids. The record is from RefSeq and is a predicted model, not a curated record.
UCUCUCAAAGAAGUUCACGAGAAUGAGAAACGUUUUUUUGUUUUGUCCGUAUCGAUCUCUUCCAUACCUUUCAUUGAAGCUCACGUCAAUCUCCUAAGUAUGAACAAAGAAAUGGGGGAAGGAUAACGAAGCCUUGAUGCUGCGCACAAUGCCGUUGCCGUUCAAAUCUCCAUCUCUUCAAAACCCCGAACCCGAGCCAGACGUCGAUCGAUUCAAUAGAUCUCUGAGAGAGCUCAAGGAUUUGAGGUCGCAACUCUACAAUGCUGCUGAUUACUGUGAAAAAGCUUUCCUGAAAACUGAUAAAAGGAAGAUACUCUUGGAGAAUACAAAGAGUUACGUGUGCGAGGUAGUUGUGACUGUCGUCGAUCAUCUUGGGACCGUUUCUUCGAACCUUGAGCAGAGAGUUUAUGGUAAUAACAGGAUCUCACAGGCUGAGCAAAGGAUUGAUUGCUUGAAACAGAGGCUUUUCACAUGUCAGCAAUAUGCCUUCAGACUAGAGCUCUCUUCUCUUCUGCUGAGCGCCAAGCACACUAGGCAUCAUCGGCACUAUAUAACAACACCAUCGGCUAAGAAUCUUGAGGAGGGGAGGGAUGCCUCAAGGGUUGAUGCCAUCGGUUCGAAUAUGCCUGAGACCAGCCUUUGUAAGAAAGAUCAGUCAAUAGAAGCUGCAUCUAUCAAGCCAGUAUUGAAUGAUAACAUCAUUUUUAAGCCCCCAGUGACCUACUCGAUUUCGGGGACCGAGCUUACUACUGUUCCCCCUGUAUUUGAGAGCCCUUUACGGCUAUUAAAGCCGUCUAAUCCUUCAUUUGGCUCCCCUGCAAAGGAUACUUUUAAGCUUGGAGGCAGUGAACUGAAGAAGAAGUCACCGCAAGGGAGCAACUUUUUGACAUUUCUCAAGAAGAGCAGAAGGAGGACGUAGAAGUUUAGCUUUCUGAUGCAUCAUUGAAACGUAAACUACAGGAACGUGGUGUCGUCGUUCUGUUAUCAAUGGUGCAUUGAAAAGUUUUUAACAUGUCGCGGUGUAAAAUUAUUCUGAAAAUUUCUGUUAUUGUUCGAGAUUAUUCAAAUGAUGUAGAAUCUUGCUAAUCACUAAGUUGUUCUCUUUUGAAGUUGGUACGGUGGUCAUGCCCGGGACCUUUUGAAUAUAAACCUUAUCAGGACACUUAACAAAUUUA